Messenger RNA from Gadus morhua (Atlantic cod), 2680 nucleotides. It is a transcript of the gene tpst1, whose product is annotated as tyrosylprotein sulfotransferase 1. NCBI's taxonomy places the organism in Eukaryota, Metazoa, Chordata, Actinopteri, Gadiformes, Gadidae. Gene Ontology annotation, biological process: peptidyl-tyrosine sulfation. Gene Ontology annotation, cellular component: Golgi apparatus. The coding region runs from base 467 to 1609 and encodes 380 amino acids. The record is from RefSeq and is a predicted model, not a curated record. The transcript has 7 exons. Gene Ontology annotation, molecular function: protein-tyrosine sulfotransferase activity.
ACCAAUCCGCGGCACUCGCACAGAUACGUCUUUGAAUUAUGGUCCAAUAUUAACUCGCCUCUCAAGAACAGCAGGACAUUAGCGGACUACUGCUUUUUUUUUAUUAACUAUCUCAAUAGUCAUCAAGCCUUUUAAGAAACGGGUGAUGCGACGCACCACGUCUGACCACCGAAGACGACCCGGGAUGUACAGACCGAUGCGUGGGACUCUUGGGCAAGGUUCACGUUGAACCCGCGAAUCCACGACGGCUCGUGCGCAUGAGGCCUCAUGGAGUUAGGGACUCAACGACUGUUGUGCACCAGGGAUCUUGGUCCACACCUGGUCCACAGAAGCAAACCUUGACACCGGGUGGGAACCAUCAACACUCUGCCUUGUUCCUUCCCCCUCCCGCCCCCAUCCACAUUCUCCCUCCUGCGAAGCUAAGUUGUCCAGGCUGCCCCAACGCAGCCCACCUGUGGACCUGAAAAUGCUGGGGAAGCUGAAGCAGAACAUGCUGGUGGCCUGCCUGGUCAUCAGCUCCAUCACGGUGUUCUACCUAGGCCGCCACGCCAUGGAGUGCCACCACCGCUUCGAGGAGCACAGCCAGCCGGGCGGCGUCCUCCCGCUGUCUGCGCUGGGGGGCAGCAUGCGGACCACCCUGAGGACGGGCCAGAACCUGAGCACCCCUUUCAUCUACAAUAAGGACAUGCCGCUGGUGUUCAUCGGCGGGGUUCCCCGCAGCGGCACCACGCUCAUGCGAGCCAUGCUGGACGCCCACCCGGAGGUGCGCUGCGGCGAGGAGACCCGCGUCAUUCCCCGCAUCCUGGCCAUGAAGCAGAUGUGGAGCCGCUCGGGCCGGGAGAAGAUGCGCCUGGACGAGGCGGGCGUCACGGACGAAGUGCUGGACGCCGCCAUGCAGGCCUUCCUCCUGGAGAUCAUCGUCAAACACGGCGAGCCAGCCAACUUCCUCUGCAACAAGGAUCCGUUCGCCCUGAAGUCGCUCUCCUACCUGGCCAAGAUCUUCCCCCAGGCGAAGUUUGUGCUGAUGAUUCGCGACGGACGCGCCUCGGUCCACUCCAUGAUCUCGCGGAAGGUGACCAUCGCGGGGUUUGACCUGGGCAGCUACCGGGAUUGCCUGACCAAGUGGAACCGGGCCAUAGAGACCAUGUACACUCAGUGCCUGGACGCAUCUGACAAGUGUCUGCCGGUGCAUUAUGAACAGCUAGUCCUGCAUCCUGAGAAAUGGAUGAGGACACUGCUGAAAUUCCUUGACAUUCCCUGGAAUGACGCUGUGCUCCACCAUGAAGAGCUCAUCGGGAAAGUCGGAGGGGUGUCACUCUCCAAGGUGGAGAGGUCCACAGACCAGGUGAUCAAGCCGGUCAACGUGGAGGCCCUGUCCAAGUGGGUGGGAAAGAUGCCCACGGACGUGCUGCGGGACAUGCCGGCCAUUGCCCCCAUGCUAGCCCGACUGGGCUACGACCCCCAUGCCAACCCCCCCAACUAUGGACGACCCGACCAAAAGGUCCUGGACAACACACGAAGGGUCUUUAAAGGAGAAUUUCAGCUCCCAGAUUUUCUAAAAGAACAGUCACAGCUUCAGAAAUCUCCAGAGAAGCCCAGUCCCACCUAGAGAGACGAGGCGUAUUGCGUCACCACAGAGUCGUCUUGGAGAUCUGCAGCCUGUUACCCCCUGAUACACUCAUCGGAGGGACAUAAGCAAGGACGGACAUGCCAUGAAAACACCGCCUUGUUCACCGCCUUCCAUGGGCCUCUCCCGGCCCCCCUCUCUCCUCUAUCUGUCGCUACCGUAAAGCCGGACGAGGACUGUGCUCAUCUGGGGUCCUGCUGCUGGCCCUCACCAUACUGUCUGCGCAGAACUCUUUGCCUUGGGUGUUGUAGUGUAAAGGAAAUGUUUAUCACAACAGUGACCACAGAAUGUUUUAUUUCAGCCCCACGUCAUGCUCAUCGGAAUUACGUUUAGACAUUAUUAAUGUGCUUUAUAACAAACCUAUGAUUCUGUUAUGAGGAACUGCAGCGAAGUAAACACUGCAGGAUGUAUUUAUGGAGAAAUGUUAGCUUUUUAAAGAGGCAUUAUCUAUUUUAAUGUUUAAUUUUUUCAUGCUUUUGUAUCGUGCAAUUUAAUUGGUACAGUUUAAUUAUUGACUGUGAUAAACGAAUGGUUUUAAAAUAAUAACAUUGAGUCCAUUUCUUUCGUAAACCAAGAACUUAUCUUUAAACCAAGUUAUCGUCCCAAGAUGCAAAAUACCAGCAGCUGCAAGAGAUGUUCAGGUAGGGUUGGUGAAAAGUGUAAGUUCAAGAAUAAAGUGAUGGAUGAAACAUGAAGAGACUAUGGGGAAGGAACUGAAUCCAUGUAUACCGUUCACAUAUGUACAAUGUUGGUGCGCGAAGAUGGUUCUAGCACAUAAAGAUUUACUUUUAACCUGCACAUUCUUUAAUUCAACUAAACACUUACUGGUAUGUUAAUGUUAAUCAUGAAUUGGCACGUUUCAAAUGUAUGUCUUUAAAUUGAGUCUGCUGUUAUUGUCCCUGUUUGCCAAUGCUGUCAUUUGAAGUAAGGAGAAGCACAUAAUUGAACAACCUUUUUAAUAAUACGUUACAUUCAAGGCAAAUAAUACAUCCUUAACAAUACAUACUCAGCAAUGCAAAUGUUGGCUGUCUAAAUAAAUAGCUUUAAAAUCUU